This is a messenger RNA of Paramecium octaurelia, 2565 nucleotides long. The record is from the annotation of a GenBank genome assembly. Lineage: Eukaryota; Ciliophora; Oligohymenophorea; Peniculida; Parameciidae.
AUGGAUAGAUCAACUCACUCUAAUGCUCGACCUUCUAGUGGGAGCAAAGAUAAAAAUGAUCAAGGAAAAAAGGAACAUGUCAUAACAUAGUUAGAAUAGAUUAUUAUGGAACGUUUGAGGACCGCAGUCAAAGAUAUUGAAGUACCCUUUUGUUGAUAAUACAUUUAGGUUGAAUAAGAGAAACAAAUGAAGUAAAAAUAAGAUUCAGGGAAAAACGAUUAAGUGGCUGUGGCUUUAUGGUCGAAGAUUAGGGGAUGGGCAACUGAACAACCAUUUAGUAACUGAUUUAAUUUAAAUUUUAUAGAGAGAUUAGCAAACCAAAUUGUAGAUAACCAAAAAAUACCAUAAGAGGCAAGAUAACGAUUCAGUAAACCCUUCUUGGACUAAUAAAAAUUGAUUUUGAAUAUCGAUUAGGAUAAGUCUAAAGUUAAAAUUAAGUUAAAUGAAUACUAUUAAACUUUGGCCAAAUCAACUCAAGAUAAUAUGAAUUCAAUUAGUGUUAGUCUUGGUAGAUUAGCAAAUGCUGGUUGUUGUGGAAAAGGGGAAGCCUUAAGAAAUUUUGAAAAUGAGUUCAGAAAAAUAGAGUUUGACUUUAUUUAAUGGGCAGCCUUGCCUAAUUUAGAAAAUAAUAAUGUUGAUAUUGUAGUAGUAAAAACUAGUCUUAAUUAUGACGAUUUUAGAUCAUUCCUAAUUAAGCAAUUAAAUGAUUAUUUUCCUAGUGCAGCAGGAGAAACUAAGAUAAUUGAAAAACCUGUUGAUAAAGUAGUAUAUGUAGAUAAACCGGUUGAAAAAAUCGUUUAUGUUGAUAAGCCUAUUGAAAAGAUUGUAUAUGUGGAUAAACCAGUUGAGAAGAAAGUCGUUGAGUACGUUGAGAAGGUUAAGGAAGUGCAAGUCUAUAGAGAUUAGCCUAUUUCAGAUGAUAGAUUGAGAACUGCACAUGAGAUGCUCUACGGUAUUGGAAAACCUUAGAAUAUCACUGAGGCUCUAAAUUUAUACUAUGAAUUGGCAGAGGUGAACUAAGACGUUACUGCCUAAAAUGUUAUAGCCCAAAUAUUUUCUGAAGGCAAAUUCUUUCCCAAAGAUUUAAAUAAAGCAUAUACUUAUUGGGAGAAGAGUGCUGCAGCAAAAAACGCAGAAGGUUUGUAUAGAAUCGGUCGUUUGCUAUUGGAUGAAGUGAUUGAUGGGUAGAUGUUAUCCCAAGGGAAACUAUAGACAAAGGAUGAAUAAAAAUCAGAAGCUGUGGUAUUCUUUUAGUAGGCAAGUGAACAAGGACAUUUGGAUGCCCUGGUAGAUUUGGGAGAGAUAUUUGAGAAUGGACUCAAAAGUGAAGAUGGUGAAUCAUGUACAUAUUAUUAAUCUUAUGUUUUGUUAGAUAUACAAGAACCAAGUCUAGAUUCAGCAUAGUUCUACUAUUCUUAGGGAAAGAAAGUCAGAUAUCCCAGAGCUAUCAAUGCCUUAGCCCUCUUUUAUUACAAUCAUCCAGAUUAUUAAGAAAUAGUAGUUGGAAAUAACUAUCGUAAAGCUCUCAAAUACUUUGAAAUAGCCAAAGAACUUGGUUUUGCCAAUUCACUCUAUUGGUUGGCAUAAUGUUAUGAAUUUGGUUAAGGAGUUGGAGUCAAUUUGGAGUAGGCAAAAAGCUAUUACAAAGAAGGAGCAUUGAAAGGGGAUGUUGCAUGCAGACUGUAAUACAUGCAUUAUGUGAUGAAAGAUUGCAGUAAUUCAGGAAGGUAGGAGGAUUACCUAUUUGCUCAUUAAUACUUGAUUCAAAUCAUGAUCCAAAACCCAGAGAUCACAGAAGUCUAUUUCUAUUUAGGACAUCUCUAUGAGUGUGGGUUUGGCGUGUAAAAGGAUCCACAGAAUGCUAUUUAUUAUUAUUUUAAAGGAGCACAACAAAAGAAUUCUACUUGCAUGACCAAAUUAGGAGAUUGUUACCAUAGCGGGUUUGGUGUUCCACAGAAUUAGAGAGAAGCUCUUAAGUUCUAUAAGGAGGCUGCUGAAUUGAAGGAUUCAGAAGCAUUAAUUAAUAUGGGUCUCAUUUAUGAACAGGGAUAUGAAGGAGUCAGUAUAGAUUCUGCCAAGGCUUUCAAUGCUUAUGAAGAGGCUUCUAAAUUAGGGAAUGCAAAGGCUGAUUUCCAUUUGGGAUUGAUGUAUGAGGCUGGGAAAUAUGUUAAAAAGGAUGUCAAUUUUGCAAUAUAAAGAUAUUAGAAAGCUGCUCAAUUGGGAUGUUAGGAGGCUAGGGAUCUGCUGAAAAAGAAGUAGAUCCCCAUGUUGUAUGAUGAUUCUGGCUUGAACGAUUAAGAAUUGAGUAUUACAUUAAUUCUAUGUUAGAUAUGCAUGCUGCAAAUAGAAAUGCUAUCAUGCUUAAUGGAGCUAUCCCAAUGAUUUAGAAUCCCUGCAUCAUUCAGCAGCCGAAAAAAACUAAUUAAUCAAUCAUUGCCUACAAAUCUCAACAUCAGGAAAUGGGCGAGGGAAAAAUGAUCAGUAUCCUAGCUCAACAAACUGCAACUCAGUCCAACUAUGUGCAAAGCUAUUAUUAGAAACCAGGCUAGUAACAUUGAUGCAGUG